CGUCAUGCCCAGAGCUUUCCUGGUGAAGAGAAGAACCCCACCGCCCAUCGUCCGCAGCUGGGAUGAGCUCCCGGACGAGGAGAGAGCGGACACCUACAUACCUGACAGCAUUGACUGCAUCUUCAAGUAUGUGACUGAGGACAGCCUGAGUAACAGUAGCAGUGCAGGAGACCCUGUGGCCGACAGUCCAGAGAGGGCCAGCAGUGACUCCAGCCUCUGUAAUGGGAGUCUCACCACCCCCAGUGGCCUUGACCAGUGUGGAGAUGCCUUGUCCCCUGAAGCAGAAGGAAGCAGCCAAGAUAAUGCUGAAGAACAGGCUUUGGACCUUAAGCGAUCAUCUAGCAGAUCCAAAAUUAAGGUCACCACCGGAACACUCAGCGAGGAUAUUUAUAGCUGUGACAUCUGUGGUAAAGGGUUCCGCUUGCAGCGCAUGCUUAAUCGUCAUCUCAAGUGCCAUAACCAGGUUAAAAGACACCUCUGCAACUUCUGCGGCAAAGGGUUCAAUGACACAUUUGAUCUGAAGAGACAUGUGAGGACUCACACAGGAAUUCGUCCUUACAAGUGUGAAAUCUGUAACAAAGCAUUUACCCAGCGCUGUUCCCUGGAAUCCCACCUAAAAAAAAUCCACGGGGUGCAGCAAGGCUUUGGGUACAAGCAAAGGAGGGACAAGUUGUUUGUUUGUGAGGAGUGUGGCUACACUGGACCCUCCCAGGAGGAUUUAUACCUGCACGUUUACAACAGCCACCCUGGCAGUGCCUUUCUCAAGAAAACCACCAAAAAACUGGCAGCACUUUUGCAACACAAAAUCACAUCUGUGCUGCAGGUCAGCCCCACUAAUGAAGAAGAAAACCAGUAAAAA
Molecule: messenger RNA, 859 nt
Organism: Nanorana parkeri
Lineage: Eukaryota; Metazoa; Chordata; Amphibia; Anura; Dicroglossidae
Gene: OVOL2
Product: ovo like zinc finger 2
Exons: 4
Coding region: 5-856 (283 amino acids)
Biological process (GO): regulation of transcription by RNA polymerase II; epidermal cell differentiation
Cellular component (GO): nucleus
Molecular function (GO): RNA polymerase II cis-regulatory region sequence-specific DNA binding; DNA-binding transcription factor activity, RNA polymerase II-specific
Source: RefSeq, a predicted model, not a curated record